Molecule: messenger RNA, 316 nt
Organism: Staurois parvus
Lineage: Eukaryota; Metazoa; Chordata; Amphibia; Anura; Ranidae
Source: the annotation of a GenBank genome assembly
UUAUAUUAGUGCAGAACACUGUACCUUUAAUUUAAAUGCCCUUGGAGUCUGCUGGGGAAGAGAAAUAAUACUGUCAGUCAGUAUGACAUGCAGAUGAGUGCCGUCGAUCUUAGAAUCACCGCACACUUCACUCAUUUGGGCAGUAGAAGAAAGUAGGAUGAGGAUGAGAAGAAGAAGAAGAAGAAGUAGGAUGAGGAUGAAGAAGAAGAAGAAGAAGAAGAAAAGAAGAAGUAGGAAGAAGAAAAGAAGAAGAAGAAGAAGAAGAAGAAGAAGAAGAAGAAGAAGAAGAAGAAGAAGAAGAAGAAGAAGAGAAGAA